UGGUGACAGACAGACAUCCACCGGUGCAGACACUUCUUCUCCUCAUUCACAACACAUUCAUGCUGCAGAGAGGUUUAAAAGAACGCGCGGACAUCUGCAUCUGAAAUAUUUGUUCUGCAUGUCAUCAUGCGCUGGUUGUUGGCUGGAUGCUUUGGAUUUGUGCUGAUCAACAUUUCAGUGGCCCCAGAUCCUGCCAUGCAGAUCAUUCAGAAGCCCCGGUUCAUUGGUUUGCCAGUUGGACACAGGGUGUUCAUGUUGUGUCUGUCCUACCCUGUACAAACUGUGCCAGCCAAAGUGGAGUGGUACAAGGCUGACGAGUAUGACAUGGAUAAAUCGAAAACAAUUAAGUUGGCAGCAGAAAAAGGAAAGUAUGAUAUUUUUAACAUCACUGUAAUCAAUAAAUCAAUCAAGAAAGACGCUCCGGCUCUGGUAAUCUCUAAUAUAAAUAUAAAGGACAGUGGAGUCUAUUUCUGCAAGAUGAACGAUCACUGGGGACCUGGGACUGGACUUCACGUUUCCAGAGACAUUAACAUUGCCGAGGCUCUGCACAGGACCAGGAUGAAGGACGGUCUCAUCAUCCUUCAGGGCCUGGUGCUGGCUGUGUGUAUUGCUGCGUUUCUGCUACGCAAACAACAUCUGUUGGAAAAGAAGGACAGCAUAUACGAGGAGCCUGAAACUGAUCACAUCUAUGAGGGUUUGGCGAUUGAGACAUGUGGAGGAGGUCUGUAUGAGGAACUGUCUAUUUACGCCGAGGCUGAAGGAGCUGAGGCCCCAUGGGAAAAAACAGACCGGGAGUGAGACACAUGGCAAUAAUGUCCAAGUUCUUGGUUUUAAAAGUACAAAUUCUACGUUAAAGGUCCUCAGCAGGCUCUGCUCAGGGGUAAAGACCUGUUAUGUUCCUUUAAGUACAAUGUUUGUUUAUAAAUGUGCAACAUAUGACUUCUAAAAUGCUUGCAGUCCUGUCGCUCAAAAGUAAGAUGUUGGCUUUGUACUUAUAUGGAAACCACAAAUAUGUGACAUUUGUCCAUUGCAUACAUAUAGUGUCAAUAUUCCUAAAGUGAUGGAGUCCAGAUUACAUGUAAACCAGCUAAAUUUCUCAUCUGGAGCAGGCGUCGUGGAUGGCGUGACACCUAAGCGAGAUGCCUGUUUGAGACCAACCAACAAGGACACUGUGUUUUUAAUGAUACAUUUCCUGCUGUGCAAAGUCUUUUAACGACACAUCGGGACAUUUUCAGUGGAAACUCGAUAUUUCUAACAGCAGGGGACAUUUCCAGCUGUUUUUGUUGCACCAAAACUGUAUUUUUGAUAAGAAGUUAGGACAUUUUUAGACAGUUUUGUUGCACUAAAACCAGGUUGUUUAACAACACGCUAGGACAUUUUCAGACGUGUUUGCUGCAGCAGAAUCAUGUCUUGUCGAGAUAUUUCAAGUCGUGUUGGUUGCAACAAAACUGGGUAUUUUGAAUGAUAAGUCAGGACAUUUUCAGCUGUUUUGUCACACAAAAAUUAGGUACUUUUUGACAACACAUUGUCACAAAAGCGGAUAUUUUUAACAACACAUAUGGACAUUCCCAGCUGUGUUUCUUGCACUAAAAUUGGGUAUUUUUCACAACACAUCGGGACCUUUCCAACCUUGACAAAAUUAGCUAUUUUAGGCCAAAAAACGUAUCUUUUCCUUACCGUUACCAAGUGGAUUUUAUGCUUAAACCUUAUAACUAGUCAACUAGAUAGUUGAAAUAUUAAUUUCACAAAUAAAAUGUUGCCAAAAAGUAACAUUUCUGGUUUGCAAAAAUGUACAAUGCCAACAUGUAGUCUGUUUUUUGGGGCGCUGUUUAUUUUAUGCUAUUGACUAACAAUGAAGUGAGUGAAUCAGAUGUUAACAACUGACAUUUUUGGUGCUUCAAGAGGAUUUUUUUUAUAAAUAUAAAAAGUAUUUUGUGUGAUUUCAUAAUGACUUAUUUGAGUUUAUCUAUUAUGUUGUUGUUGUUGUUAAAUAUCUGUGUACAUUUUCUUUAUGUAACAG
Molecule: messenger RNA, 2020 nt
Organism: Plectropomus leopardus (leopard coralgrouper)
Lineage: Eukaryota; Metazoa; Chordata; Actinopteri; Perciformes; Serranidae
Gene: cd79b
Product: CD79b molecule, immunoglobulin-associated beta
Biological process (GO): B cell receptor signaling pathway; B cell differentiation
Cellular component (GO): external side of plasma membrane; B cell receptor complex
Source: RefSeq, a predicted model, not a curated record